Molecule: messenger RNA, 6989 nt
Organism: Stegastes partitus (bicolor damselfish)
Lineage: Eukaryota; Metazoa; Chordata; Actinopteri; Pomacentridae
Product: disks large homolog 5-like
Exons: 33
Coding region: 109-6060 (1983 amino acids)
Biological process (GO): negative regulation of hippo signaling; regulation of apoptotic process
Cellular component (GO): plasma membrane
Molecular function (GO): protein binding
Source: RefSeq, a predicted model, not a curated record
GACCCGCAGAAAGAUUCCGGAGCUGGUUUUUGUCCCCCCCGAAGGCUAAACCGAAACGAAGCGAGAAGGAGCAGCAGGAGGAGGAGGAGGAAGAGGAGGAGGAGGGAGAUGGAGCCCAAGCAUAAAGAGUUGUUGGAGAAAUGUUACCAGAACUUGGUGGAGUCGGUAACAGACGCGGACCGAGUCGUGGAUGUUCUGGCUCACUGCGGGACCCUGAGCCCGGCGGAGCGCUACGAGCUGGGACACAGCUGCUCCUCCAACUCGGAGAAAGUGGACCUCCUGCUGAAGAUACUGCUCAGCAAGGACCGGGACCAUUUCGCGGAGUUCUGCGCGGCUCUGGAGGCGACCCACCCUCACCUGCACGCGGUGCUGCUCAAUGGCACCGGCCCGGUGGAUCACACGACCGGGUCCACUUACAGCGUCCUGUCCACCAUGCCGUCGGACUCGGAGAGCAGCAGCUCUCUCAGCAGCUUAGCCUCCUCCCCUCCGCCCGCCCACAUGGAGGGCCACCAGGUGAGCGAGAAGAUGGAGACGGUUCUGUUCCAGCUGAGACAUGUGACGCGCGAGAGGGACGACCUACGCAAACGUCUGGCCCUCUCCUCACCUGGAACCACCUUCGAUGACUGCAGACCAAACGCCAAAGCAGGUCAUGACUACGAGCGUCUCAAGCUGCAGUGCAUGAAGGCAAUGGCAGACCUGCAGUCCCUGCAGAACCAGCACAGCACCACCCUGAAGAGGUGCGAGGAGGCUGUGAAGAAGGCCGACUUCUACCACACGCUGCACAGCCGUCUGGCCAGCGAGCACACCCAGCUGAAAGAGGAGCUGGAGGCCGUGAGACAGGACAACAUCCAGCUGGUCAGGGAGCACAACCACGUGAAGCAGGCCUGCGAGGAGCUGAGGAGGCUGCAUGACGACGACCAGAGGGAGGUGGCCGAUAUGAGGAUGCUGCACCAGCAGGUGAUGAGAGAGGGCUCAUCUGAUGUCCUCAACAAGCUGUAUGACACAGCUGUGGACAAGCUGGAGGCCAUGAAAAGUGAUUACGAGGCUCUGAGGAAGCACUACAACGACAAGACGGCCAAUCACAACGCAGACCUGAGCCGCUUGGACCAGGCGGAGGAGGAGAACCACCGGCUGCAGAAGCAGCUGGAUAUGCUGCUGAAGCAGAGAGACGCUGCCAUCCACUACCAGCAGCAGUACUCCUCUUCCAUCAGAAGGUUUGACAACACGCAGCAAGAACUGUCCAAGGCCGCCGCUCAGAACAAGGAGCUGCAGCGCGAGAUGGACCGGCUGCAGUCGGAGACGACGCGGCUGAAGACCCAGCAGCUGAAGGCGGCGAAGGACUGUGAGAAAUUCAAGGAGGAGCGAGACUCCGUGAUCAGCGAGUACCGCCUGAUCAUGAGCGAGAGGGACCAGGUGAUCAAAGAGGUGGACAGGCUUCAGACGGGGCUGGAGGUGGCAGAGGCGAAGCUCAAGAACACUUCUUCGGAAAGACGGGUGGCCAACGAGGAGCUGGAGGCGCUCAGACAGGAGCUGGCCUCGUCGCUGGUGGACCGGGACCGGGCAGUGUGCGAGAAGAACGAGCUGCUGGAGAAGUACUGCCACGAGGUGAAGGACAAGACGGAGGCCCAGAAGGAGCUGAGCCAGGCCUGCAAAGACAUCGAGACGGUGCGGGAGGAGAGGGACGUGGCCCGCAAGGAGAGGACGGAGGCCAUCAUCCAGAGGGACCAGCUGCUGCGGGAGUAUUACCAGGCCAGACAGAAACAGGACUGUGCCACUCUGGACAUGGAGCGAGCCAACAAGGAGAUCGACAUGCUGAGGAAGCAGUACGAAGCCAUCUCUCAGGAGCUGAAGGAGGCCCUGCAGGAGGCCGAGGUGGCCAAGUGCCGCCGGGACUGGGCCUUCCAGGAGAGGGACAAGAUCGUGGCAGAGAGGGAGAGCAUACGCACGCUGUGUGACAACCUGAGACGAGAGCGGGACCGAGCCGUGAGUGAUCUGGCAGACGCUCUGAGGAACCUGGAUGACACGAGGAAGCAGAAGAACGAUGCUGCGCGGGAACUCAAAGAACUCAAAGAAAAGUUGGAGGACCAGUUGGAAAAAGAGGCACGAUACCGUCAGCUGAUGGCUCACAGUUCACACGAUUCAGCCAUAGACACGGACUCGAUGGAGUGGGAGACGGAAGUUGUUGAGUUGGAGAAGCACAGAGACAUGGAUUUGAAGGCACUCGGGUUUGAUAUUGCAGAAGGGGUAAAUGAUCCCUAUUUACCAGGAGACUGCGGGAUAUUUGUCACUAAGGUGGAUAAAGGAAGUAUUGCUGAAGGAAGGUUAAGGGUGAACGAUUGGUUGUUGAAAAUUAAUGAUGUGGACCUGACCAACAAGGACAGGAAGCAGGUGAUCAAAACUGUGCUGAGCGGCGAGGGCGUGAUCAAUAUGGUGGUUCGCAGGAGGAAGUCUCUGGGAGGACGGAUCGUCACGCCGGUCCAGAUAAACCUGGCUGGACACAAAGACAGUGGGAUAGGUUUGGAAAGUGGAGUGUUUGUUGCCACUUUGGCUUCAGGAAGUCCAGCUGCCAGAGACUGCAACCUGACUGUUGGUGACCGACUGCUAGCUAUUAAUGGAAUUGCACUCGAAAACAAGUCGCUGUCUGAAUGCGAGUCUCUGCUGAGGAACUGCCGCAGUUCUCUGAGCAUCUCCCUCAUGAAGUUCCUCCCACAGAGCUCCUCUGGCCAGAGUUUAUUUGAAACUUUGAGAGACUCAGAGAAGGUCUCUCGACUACAAACCUGUGAGGUCCACGCCAGGAACUGCAGGAACUCUAAGCACAACUGCUCCACGCAGACGGACAUGUGCAGCUGCGAUCUGGGCAGCAGAGAGGAGGACACGUGUAAAGAUGCAGGAGACUCUCUGGACAGCAGCAGCAUCAGCGCCCAUUCCCACCACAAACCCUUUUCCAACAGCUCCCUCCACUCCCGCUCCCUUUCCACCUCCCACAGUUCCUCAGAGCCCCAUCCAGAGUUCUGCUACAGGAGGCAGGACCUCCACCAUCGCCCCUUCACCUUCACCCCUGUUCACUCUGACUGCAGCUCACCUCAGGCUGCCGUGGACCAAGUACAGAGCUCUCCGGUGAAGGCCAGCGGAGGCACUUGGCCUAAAGUCAUAGCGGGAGCUUCUCUUCCUGAGUGCACUCAGCUCUCCAUCUACAAAAAACCCAAACAGAGGAAGUCCAUCUUUGAUGUGAAUGCUUUCAGGAGACCCGAGGCAGCUCCCAAACUGGAUUAUAUGUCUCUAUCUCAGUUGCCCAAACACUCACCGCAGAGCUCGUUGUCUGAAUCUGCUCAGACGCCUCCCACCCCGCCAGCCAGGAGCGACUCGUUUAGGUUCAAACAUCGGCAGCAGAACAGCUCGGCGUCCGACUCCACCAUCACCACUGGCACGCCGCCGGCCUCCCCGGCCCAAGCCGCCAGCCGGCAGGACGAGGGAGAGGUGGGAAACCAGCUCUAUUACACCGACGCUCCUCCAGGAGAGACAAAGACCAGCUCCAAGAAACCCGCUGAGGAGGAGGGGAGUCGACGCAGGACGGAGGUGCAGGAGAAGAGGAGGUACCGGCCCAAAUCUGCACCGGCGCUACGGCGAAAUGUGACUCCGUUACACAUCCCCGUCCCCAUGCAGGUGCAGAGUUUCUCCAACGACGAACACUCCCCUGAACCAAUGGACCUGUUACGCUUCUCUCCGAUGCGAACUAAUCGGUACAGCAUGCAAUUUGCACCGCCGAGCUACGGCAGCGUCGCAGCACACCCAGCAGCACAAAGAGGUUUAGCUCCAUGUCCUGCUGUGACGGCCGUCAUGAGGAACCCCGUCUACACCGCCUGGAGCCACGAGGUCCAGACCAGCAACUGUCCUCCAGCUCCCAGCUCAGGCAUCCACCCGCAUUCACACACCAGCCCCCAGCAUCAAGGUCGCCUCAGCCUGGACCUCAGCCACAAGCGCACUGGAGACCUCGCUGAGACGAGCUGCAGCCAACCACCACACAGCACUCACUCCUUGCCCUCCAGCGCCAGACUAAGCUCCUCUGGCACGUUACAGUUCAGGGCAGAGCGCAUUAAGAUCCCUCCAGCUCGUUAUCCUCGCUCCACCGGCUCUGACAGAGGCUCCCUUUCGCAUUCGGAGUGUAGCAGCCCGACACCUCCGAUGUCCCCCGUCAACCUCGAGACGUCGUCUUUCACCAGCAGCCAGUCGCAGAGCUCCAUUUCCACCCAGCCCAGGAUAUCAGUCAGCCCUGCUCCAGUUGGCGACAGACGAAAGGAUGGGCCGUACUUGGAGGAACCUCGCAAUGUGACGGUGCAGAAAGGAGCAGAACCUCUGGGUAUCUCCAUCGUGAGUGGAGAAAAUGGCGGAGUGUUUGUGUCCAAAGUGACAGCAGGCAGCAUCGCUCAUCAAGCUCGUUUAGAGUACGGAGACCAGCUCCUCGAGUUUAACGGAAUCAACCUUCGCAACGCCAACGAGCAGCAGGCGCGGCUGGUGAUCGGGCAGCAGUGUGACACAGUCACCAUCCUGGCUCAGUACAAUCCUCACAUGUUUCAGCUGGGCAAUCACUCUCGCUCAGGUUCUCGAAUGGAAUCCAUCAGCAACCAGCCGACGCCCCGAGACAGCGGCGCCACCACCCCAGACAACCACUCCACCGUGGACACGCUGAGCGAGCAGGACGAGGGCACCAUGACGCCGCCAUCCAAACAGACGACUCCUGCCACCAGUCCUCACAGCUCCUUCAGGCUUCCUGGUUCACUGACCCACAGGACUUCAGAGUCUCGGCUGGUGAGGCUGAAAAGGAUCCACGUGGAGCUGGGAGUUCAGAUUUGUGGAGGCAACCUUUAUGGCAUCUUUGUGGAGAGUCUGGAUGACGACAGCCCUGCGAAGAGCGCCGACGGGCUGCUGGCUGGAGACUUGAUAGUGGAGUACAAUGGCAUCAGCAUGAAGAACAAAACGAAAGAAGACGCUUACCUGGAAUUGUUGAAGCCGGCUGAAACAAUCACAUUCAAGGUCCAGAACCGCGCGCACAGCUUUGGUGAAAUAAAGGAGUCUCCUGGAGAUGGAUUUUUUAUAAGAGCACUUUAUGAGAAGGUGGCAGAAGCAGAGCAGGAGCUGAGCUUUAAGAAGGACGACAUCCUGUAUGUUGAGGACACGCUACCAAACGGAAACUUCGGCUACUGGAUGGCCUGGCAGCUAGAUGAGAACGCACAGAAGCUGGAGAAGGGGCAGAUUCCCAGUAAAUACAUGAUGGACCAGGAGUUCUACAGGAGACACAGCAUGGCUGAUAUGAAGGACGAUAACGGCACCAGCAAGACUCUGUCUGCUGCUGCUCGGAGGUCCUUCUUCCGCCGAAGGCUGAAGCACAAACGCAGCGGGUCCAAAGAUGGCAAGGACCUCACGGCUCUGGAUGCCAUAAGCACAGAUUCUUUACCCCUCACAGAGGACGGCGUGAGCCUGAUGUACCAGCGGGUCCAGAAGGUGGAGUGUUCGUCCCCCAGACCGGUGCUGAUCCUGGGUCCCUUAGUGGAGGCCAGUAAGGACAUGCUGGUGAAGGAGGCUCCUGCCAAAUUCUGCCGCUGUCUACCUGAAAUUAUGAAGGCGUCUCAGCAGGCGAUAGAGCGGGGAGUGAAGGACUGCGUGUUCAUCGACUACAAACGGAGGAGCGGCCAUUUUGACGUGACGACUGUUGCGUCGAUUAAAGAGAUCACAGAGAAGGACUGUCACUGUUUACUCGACAUCGCCCCUCACGCCAUCGAGCGUCUCCACAGCGUUCACAUCUACCCAAUCGUCGUAUUCAUUCGCUACAAAAACGCCAAGCAGAUAAAAGAGCAGAAGGACCCGUUGUACCUGCGGGACAAACUCUCUCAGAAACAUUCCAAGGAGCAGUUCGAGGCGGCGCAGAAGGUAGAGCAGGAGUACAGCCGCUUCUUCACAGGCGUUGUCCAAGGAGGCAGCGUCUCCUACAUUUGCACUCAGAUCAUGACCAUCGUGGAGCAGGAGCAGAGCAAAGUGCUGUGGAUUCCAGACGGAGCACCGUAGAAAUCUCACCUCUCACUGCAGAAGAACACUAGACGGGAUGUGAUUUUUUUAUUUUUUAUUUUUUAUUAUGGGAUACAUAAUAAAUGGGUACGCCGCAGACACGUCUGUGGUUAACGUCCAGUAGUUCUUCUCAUAUUCCAGUAUCAGCACUGAUGGUGAUCAUGCAAUACUCCCACUACAAUAGUAACGUACUGUACUGCAGAUAGAUUUGUUUACACUAGUAUUUAAUACUUGAAUGUUUUAUCAUCCCUUAUACCUGUUAGCACUCCUUUAAUCCCUCGAACAUGUUGGACCACAGGAAGAACUGAAGACCUUAUUCUUGAAAUGAAGUUAAAAUGGACCACUGUGUUCCUCUCUCUGUAUUUAUACGCAUUUUCCUGCCAUUUAAUUUAUCUAAUCAAAUCAAAGAUGUUGGUUAUGAACCUGUUUGUUAUACAGAUGUAGUUGUCUAGUCGAUAGGAAGGAUGAUAUUUUACAAUUAAUGUUCUUAUUUAUAGAGGAGACGUGACAGAUUCCCUUCACAUGAUGUCACAGUCUGUCUUUUACUAUGUUGUCUGAUGUUGUUUUUUUUUUUUCAUUUCAGUCCUAAAACAUAAUCUUGUGCCAAGCUGAAUAUGUUUGUUAAUCUCUAUACACUCUUGGCUUUAUUAACACGACAGCUUGUGCGGUAACCCAUGGAGCAGGUCUGCUCGUUUAACCCGGGUUCCUGUGUUCUACUGCUAUUGCCAAUGUUGCUCCUCUUUGUCAAGUGGAUUUUCUUUUUUUGAAGAAGGGAUAUUUCAUUUCUGGCUCAUGGUUGGCUGUCAGCGAAACACGUCUUGAACUUCACAACAUUUCAUCUUCACGUCGGAUGAAACGCUUUUAGGUUCUUCCUCCCAAAUGAAGGUUUCUAUAAAAUAUUAAAAACAGAGCACCGUUCAUGGACUGCA